AUGGAUCCCAACAAUAACCCUUUUAACACCCAAAAUUCUACUAAUUAUCCUUUCAACUACCCAAAUUCCAACAACUAUAUAUUUCAAAAUCAAUCUUCCAACAAACAAGGUCCCCAAAAUAUACCAAAUUAUGGAUUUCCUCCGAAUUUCAUAAUGUCGUCAUCUAAUCCAAGUUAUCGCCCAUAUUAUGGAAUGAUGCCAUAUUCAUCUCAAACACCCCCUGAUUAUUCUUCUACUCCGAUGAGAAAUGAAAAUAUUUCGAAUGUUGGAGUUGAUGAAUUUCCUGAGUUUUCUACACAAAUGGAUAUUGGUGCCAUGAGAGGUGGUCAAGGAGCCACUCCAAAUGCAGAUGAUUCAACUCCUAUACGCCGGAAAAGCCCCAAAUGGACCACUGAUCAAAAUUUGGUUCUAAUUAGUGGGUGGAUUAAAUAUGGAACAGAUAGUGUUGUUGGGAGAAACCAAAAAAGUAAUUCAUAUUGGGGGAAAAUUGCUGAUUAUUGUAAUGAGCAUUGCUCAUUUGAUCCUCCCCGUGAUGGAGCUGCAUGCAGAAAUCAUUACAACUACAUGAGCAAAAUACUCAAUAAAUGGAUUGGCGCUUAUGAUAAUGCUAAGCGUAUGCAACAAAGCGGGUGGUCGGAGAAUGAUGUAUUGGCAAAAGCGCAUGAAUUAUAUUCAAGUGGUAAGAGUGGACAUUUUCUUUUAAUGUCAGAAUGGCUUGCUGUCCGUGAUCAACCACGUUACGGUAGUCAGGUAGGAGGAAAUACUGGAUCUGGAAGUAGUGGAUCUAAGAGAGUCCAUGAGAGUGAUGCAAGUGAUUCCAACUCUGUUGGAUCAAGUGCUCGCCCAAUGGGGAGGGAUGCAGCUAAAAAAAAGGGUUCAAUGGAUUUCAUGCUAAGGUUUUCUACUGUGCUUCAAGUCUUACCUUCGUCCAAAUGA
Molecule: messenger RNA, 936 nt
Organism: Vicia villosa (hairy vetch)
Lineage: Eukaryota; Viridiplantae; Streptophyta; Magnoliopsida; Fabales; Fabaceae
Product: glutathione S-transferase T3-like
Exons: 2
Coding region: 1-936 (311 amino acids)
Source: RefSeq, a predicted model, not a curated record